Mirounga angustirostris (Northern elephant seal) is the source of this 3933-nucleotide messenger RNA. RefSeq names its product CCM2 like scaffold protein (gene CCM2L). NCBI's taxonomy places the organism in Eukaryota, Metazoa, Chordata, Mammalia, Carnivora, Phocidae. The coding region runs from base 104 to 1828 and encodes 574 amino acids. The transcript has 10 exons. The record is from RefSeq and is a predicted model, not a curated record. Gene Ontology annotation, biological process: heart morphogenesis.
GGAGUUUCCGACCAGGCAGGAAAAAGAACAAAGGAACUGCGUAGGGGGGAGAGGGUGGAGGAGAUGGUCAGGAGGGUGGCAAGAGUAGAGGAGACGCUUCACCAUGGAAUAUGAAGUCAAGAAAGGGAAAAAGGGCUUUGUAUCCCCCAUCCGGAGGCUGGUGUUCCCCAAGGCUGGGCGCCGGGCUGCCUUUCGGACCAGUGUGAGUCGCCGGCCCCUGCACUCGAUGCCCCUUUACCCCCCUGACUACCUCAUCGACCCUCAGAUUCUGCUGUGUGACUAUCUGGAGAAAGAGGUCAAGUUCCUGGGCCACCUCACCUGGGUUACCUCCUCACUGAACCCCUCCAGCCGCGACGAGCUCCUGCAGCUGCUGGACACGGCCAGGCAGUUGAAGGAGCUGCCGCUGAAGACCACAGCGGAGCAGGACAGUAUCCUGAGCCUGUCGGCCCGCUGCCUGCUGCUCACCUGGCGCGACAACGAGGAGCUAAUCCUGCGUAUCCCCACGCAUGAGAUCGCCGCCGCCUCCUACCUGCAGGACGACGCGCUGCACCUGCUGGUGCUUAAGACCGGUCUGGGCGUGGACCCGGUGCCAGCCGGCGUAGACGCCAGCCCCGGCGGCGCAGGGCGCGACCCGGGCCCGCCGGGCGCGGCGCCCGAGAAGCGGCGGGGGGGCACCACGGAGCGGCGCCACACCAUCUGCAGCCUGGACUGGCGGAUGGCGUGGGGCGGGGGCGCGGGCGCAGAGGCCCGGGCCGGGGGCGGCGGCGGCGGCAGCCUGGAGCGCCAGCGCGCCGGGGCGCGGGCGUCGGGCAGCUGGGAGCGGCGGCAGACGUUCAGCGGCAGCUGGGAGCGGAGGCACGGCGGCGGCGGCGGCGGCGGCGGCGGCGGCGGCGCGGGCAAGCCGGGCGGCAGCUGGGAGCGGAGGCAGGCGGGCGGCGGCGGCGGCGGCAGCUGGGAGCGGCGCCACCCGGGCUCCAACCCGCUCGACCCGCAGGACCCCAGCCCCGACGCCUACUGCAACCUUGUCAUCCUGGCUGUGGCCAACAGGGAUGCUGCCGAGGAGUCCUGUGCCCUCAUCUGUCAGGUCUUCCAGAUCAUCUACGGGGACCAGAGCAUUGAGUGCGUGGACCGGGCUGGCUACCACUACACGUCCACGCCCGAGCGGCCGUGGCUCUGCAGUCGCAGUGAGAGCUGCCGCACGGAUGGGACUUACGCCUACGACGCCGACUUCAGCUGCUGCAGCUCCUUCAAUGGCUCCCAGGAUACAUUUGAAGCGUGUUAUAGUGGUACGUCCACACCCUCUUUCCACGGCUCCCACUGCAGCGGCAGUGACCACAGCGGCCUGGGCCUCGAGCAGUUGCAAGAUUACAUGGUCACGUUGCGGAGUAAACUGGGGCCCCCUGAGAUCCAGCAGUUUGCGGUGCUCCUGAGGGAGUACCGGCUGGGGCUGCCCAUCCAGGACUACUGCGCAGGCCUGCUGAAGCUCUACGGAGACCGGCGCAAGUUCCUCCUCCUUGGGAUGCGGCCCUUCAUCCCGGACCAGGACAUCGGCUACUUCGAGGGCUUCCUGGAGGGGGUGGGCAUCCGCGAGGGUGGCAUCCUCACGGACAGCUUCGGGCGCAUCAAGCGCAGCAUGAGCUCCACGUCGGCGUCGGCGGUACGCAGCUACGACGGCGCGGCCCAGCGGCCCGAGGCGCAGGCCUUCCACCGGCUGCUGGCCGACAUCACGCACGACAUCGAGGCGCUGGCCCCCGACGACGAAAGCACGGACGAGGAGGCCCGGGACUCCCCUGGCGGGGGCGACGCAGCUGAGGACAACUACCUGUAGCCGCAGCCCAUGCGGUCGGUGGGGACACACCUGCACUCCCGCCUGUGGGAUCCCGGGCCCUGGGACGCCCCUCGCACCGGACGCGGGCCUCCACUCCCCGGGGUGUCCGUCCCUACCCUCGGGGCUCCAGGCCCUGCAAUACCGAGAAUGUCCUGCAGGAGGCGGGACCCUAAAGUCCUGGGCAGUCGCCUGGGGUUCAGCAGGCCCUUCGGCCAGACCCGGUUGGACAGCGCCCUGCUUUGUCCCACUAACCCCAGGCGCGGCCCCAGGACAACUCGUCUUUCCCGCGACUCCCGCAGCUUUCUGGAGGCCAAGGGAGGGAUGACGGGUGGGCUCCACCUGCUGGCGGACUGAGAAAAGAAUUCCCAGAGCCCACAGACCGCUGUUCCUCCUGUUUUACGCUUUGAGAAACUGAGGUUCAAAGAAGGGGAAGAAACUUGAGGGAAUCUCCUAUUUCUCCCUAGAUAUUACUUCAAACUAACCAUACUAAAUAGCGUCGAGGGUCUUUUUAGGGCUCUAAAUGGCAGGGUCGCCCCUCCCCUGAUGGCAGAAAUUGGAUCAUCAGUGUGAAAGAGAGGUUUUUCUCUACUGGCACUUAAGUCAGAAAUAGGUGAUCGGGGUCCCAGUCCUGGCCCUAAGACUCUGAACAAGUUGCUUGUUCAGGUCUUGGAUCUGGAGCCAGACAGACCUAGGGCUCCUGUCCGGUUAGUGUUCUCACCUCUUGGUGAGUUCCAUUCCCUAAUCUGUUGAUGAGGUGCGCCCCUCCCACUUCACAGGGUGGUUCUGGGUACUAACAAAAGUCAAGACCUUAGUGCUGGGUCCAGCACAUGAUAGGCACCCAAUAAAAGCUGUUCCCUUCCACAUCCAACACUUUCAGAUUUGGUCUGCCUGUCUUGCCUGGGAGCAGUGGGGUGGGAACUGAGGUGGGGGGUGGGCUGUAAGAAGACCCUUGGGGAAGUUUGUGAAGAGGAAAUAGGACUUGCUCCUCACGGCUCUAUGACACUCUGGCUCUGGGUUCAAGCCCCAAAUGAAAAGUCCCCAAGGCUUCACAGGCUGCCAUCAUGAGAGUCCGUGGUCGUUGAAGAAACCUGAUGGCAGGGUUGGAGAGGUAGAGAAGUCAGCGUAAGGACAACAUUCAACACGGCCUGAGUAAAGGCUUGGAGGCUAAAAGGGAUGAGUCCUGAGAGAAUGUCAGAGACACACAGAAUCGCUAAAGUUCAUUUGCAAAACUUUACAGAGCCUUCCAUGUUGAGACCGUGAGGUAGGUACAAUUAUCACCAAUUUUAAAGUAACAUUAUUAGGGCUUCAGGUCCAGAGUUCCAUGAUUUAUACCCAGUUUGUAGCAAAUGGCCAUCCCAUCGUAAUUAGUCCUUUAAGGCCCUCUGAUGUUUUCUUUGGUUUAUUUCCCCCUUCUAGCCACACAUUCCCCACACUCCUUCCCCUCCCCACUGUGCGCACCCACCCUACGUGUUGAUAUAUGGCCCUGAACAUAAAAUACACAAUGCUUUGUGUGUGUAUUUACCCUACGUGAAUGGCGUUGUGUAAAGAUCUCAUUCUGUUGCUUUCUUUUUUCACUCCAUCAUAUGAGUUUUAAGAUAACCCAUGUUGCUGUGGGAAUAUCUAGCUUAUCACAUCAAAUUGCUGCAAAGCAUUCCAAGCUGAGCAUCCGUGGUUUUAUUUAUCCACCCCCACCCCAGGGAUGGACACCCAGGUGGCUUCCAACUUCCUCUCACCGCAAAAAACACUGUGAUGAACAUCUUUGAACAUGACCCUAUGGGCCUAUGUGAAAAUUUCUUUGGACCCUAUACCCAAGUGGAAUUAGUAAAUCACAUGUGUGUUUUAAAUGUCACUAAAUUCUAUUUGUGGCAUGUGAAAGAUGCUUGUCUCCCCACAUUUUCAUUUGCUUUUACAUUAUCCGACUGUAAUUUUUGCCUAUAGUUUGGAUGUAAGGUGGCAUCUCAUUGUUUGAAUUUCUCUGAUAAUAUGAGAUUCAGAAUCUUCUACACUUGUCAGGCAUUUGGGCUUCCCCUUCAGUGAACUGUCCAUUCAUGUCUUGGGCCCAUCAUCUAUUGGGUUUCCUGUCUUUUUCUUUUCUUUUUUUUUUU